Molecule: messenger RNA, 951 nt
Organism: Sporothrix brasiliensis 5110
Lineage: Eukaryota; Fungi; Ascomycota; Sordariomycetes; Ophiostomatales; Ophiostomataceae
Exons: 2
Coding region: 1-951 (316 amino acids)
Source: RefSeq, a predicted model, not a curated record
AUGUCGAUCAACGCCAAUGCACUGGACGUUUGGUCCACGCUCGCGCCCGAGUGGGACGCCGGCAUGGGUCGUGACGGAAACGUCUUCUGGCAACGGCUGGAGAAGCCGGUCCUGGAGCGGUUCCUCGCUGAAAAGAAGGCAACCAAGGACGGCGAAGCCGUUCGGGCGCUCGACAUUUCGACCGGAAAUGGUCUGACUGCGCGCUGGCUGGUGUCGUACUUGGGCGGGAGCGGAGAGUAUGGAGGUGACAUUGUUGCAGCCGAGGCCCAUGGUCCUGUGGAUGUCACGGGCACAGACGGCAGCGACGUGAUGCUGUCGCGUGCACGGUCCUGGACCGCAGACAACGCCGACGUGACGCCGCAGCAGCGCAGCAUCCGGUUCGAAAAGCUGGAUGCGACGCAGCCCGACGAUUUCAAGCCGUUUUACGCGUCACCGCCUACCAACAAGCCUUUUGACGUUAUCCUGAUGAACAUGGCCAUCAUGGACGUACCUACGCUGGAGCCGCUAGCCGCUGCGCUGCCGCACAUGCUUGCUGUUGGGGGCGUCUUUGUCGGCUCGCUCCUGCACCCUGUGUUCAUCACGCCGCGCACGCGCAGGCACAUUGAGCUGGUGGACGACUACGACGACGACGGUGGCGAUGGUCGAGGCGCCAUGACGACGCGGGGCGUGCUUCGCAGCGUCAAGCUGGAUCGCUACCUCCACGUGGCGCCCUGGCGUGGGUAUGCCUGGCCCAACCAGUCGCGCGCCCAGUUCUACUUCCACCGCCCACUGCACGAGCUCUUCGGCACGUUCCUCAGGUCGGGCCAUCUGGCGCUGGACGGCAUUGAAGAGCCGGCCUUUACGCCCGAGGAGGUAGCAGCCGAUCGCACACUAGGCGAUAAGAUCGAGUCGUCCAAGAACUUUACCGAGUUCCCCAUCUUCAUGUACUUCCGUCUUCGCCGCAUUAAGUAG